Messenger RNA from Cynoglossus semilaevis (tongue sole), 2379 nucleotides. It is a transcript of the gene slu7, whose product is annotated as SLU7 homolog, splicing factor. Bases 170 to 1867 code for a protein of 565 amino acids. Gene Ontology annotation, cellular component: spliceosomal complex. The record is from RefSeq and is a predicted model, not a curated record. The transcript is spliced from 15 exons. Gene Ontology annotation, biological process: mRNA splicing, via spliceosome. Gene Ontology annotation, molecular function: pre-mRNA 3'-splice site binding. NCBI's taxonomy places the organism in Eukaryota, Metazoa, Chordata, Actinopteri, Pleuronectiformes, Cynoglossidae.
GAAGACAAACGCGGGUGACGUUAUUACGUUACAUGUAAAAUGGCGACGGAGACGUAACGCUUUUCAAAACACAAGUGAGAAGUGCAAAACAGCACCGUAUACGUAAACGACCUGUUCUUUUCUCAGAAACACCAUCCGAGAUAUUAGCUGCGUUGACUAAGAUUAAGCCAUGACCGAGCAGGCUGAAAACAGCACAGAGGGCAUCGUGAGCCUGGAUGAGCCCAAAAAGAUGACCAGGGAAGACUGGAGGAAGAAGAAGGAGUUGGAGGAGCAGAGAAAGCUGGGAAAUGCUCCUGCUGAGGUGGAUGAAGAGGGAAAGGACAUCAAUCCCCACAUCCCACAGUAUAUUUCAUCAGUACCCUGGUACAUUGACCCGUCUAAAAGGCCCACACUGAAGCAUCAGCGACCACAGGAUGAGACUGAGACGCAAUAUUCGAUGAUUGGAGAGUGGUACAAGAGAGGAGUACAAGAGAAUGCAGUGGCCACUAAAUUUCGCAAAGGUUCUUGUGAAAACUGUGGUGCCAUGACACACAAGAAGAAAGACUGCUUGGAGCGUCCCAGAAAAGUUGGGGCCAGGUUCACAGGCACAGGCAUAGCUCCAGAUGAACACAGUCAGAUCCAGCUUGACUUGGACUAUGACGGCAAGCGGGAUCGCUGGAAUGGAUAUGACCCAGAGGAACACCAGCGCAUUGUGGAAGAGUACGCUAAAGUGGACCUGGCCAAAAGAACUUUAAAGGCCCAUAAACUUCAGGAUGAGUUAGCCUCUGGGAAACUGGACCAGAAUGAGUUUGAACAUGACAGUGAGGAUGAGGAUGAAGAUAAAUAUGCUGAUGACAUCGACAUGCCCGGACAGAACUUUGACUCCAAGAGAAGAAUCACUGUCAGAAAUCUGCGUAUCAGAGAAGACACAGCCAAAUACUUGAGGAAUUUAGAUCCAAACUCCGCCUACUACGAUCCAAAGACCCGUGCCAUGAGAGAGAACCCUUACUCCAACACGGGCAUGAAUGCGGACGAAGUGGGCUACGCUGGAGACAACUUUGUUCGCUACUCUGGAGACACAAUCACUUUGGCUCAAACCCAGUUGUUUGCCUGGGAGGCCUACGAGAGAGGAUCCGAGGUCCAUCUGCAGGCUGAUCCCACCAAGCUGGAGCUGCUCCACCAGUCCUUCAAGGUCAAGAAGGAAGACUUCAAAGACAAAGAGCGCGAGAGCAUCCUGGAGAGAUAUGGAGGUCAAGAGCACUUGAACGCUCCACCGCGGGAGCUGUUGCUGGCUCAGACAGAGGACUAUAUGGAGUACUCUCGUCACGGCGCCGUGAUUAAAGGACAGGAAAAGGCGGUCGCUCGCUCCAAGUAUGAGGAGGACGUUCUCAUCAACAACCACGCGUGUAUCUGGGGCUCUUACUGGAUGGAUGGCUUCUGGGGUUACAAGUGCUGCCACUCCAUGGUGAAACAGAGUUACUGCACGGGAAAAACUGGAAUUCAAGUAAACAGCACAGACUGCGUUCCAUUUGAAGAGGGGCUUGUGGAGCAACAGGAGGAGGAACAACCAAAGUCUCUGCUGGAGAUGCAUCGGGACAAGAUGGUAAAAGAGAAGAAGGAGAAGAAGAAGAAAAAGAAGAACAAGAAGCGCGAGUCUGACAGCGAUGACUCUGAAGACGAAGAAAAGAAGAAGGAAAAAUUAAAGAAGGCUCUGGAUGCAGAAGACAAACGCGUGAAGCACGUAGAAACCAUAAUGCAGCUGGAUGAGAGGAAAAGGCCGUACAACAGCCUACUGGAAGUGAAAGCACCCACGGAGGAGGAGAUGGAGGCCUUCCGUAUGAAGCGUCCACGUCCAGAUGAUCCUAUGGCUUCCUUCCUGGGACACUAACCUCCUCUGCCAGACUCCCUGUAAAUGUUAGACCUGAACCAGAGCAGCUGCUCUGUGGAAGAAUAUAUUGGACUCAGUUUGUUUUGUACAGUUAAAGCAGGAAACCUGCUGUUUGGUUGCAAAGUUGUUUUCUUUUCUUUUUCUAACCUCAUUUUGUCCCAUUUAUAGCACAAAUGAUUUUUUUCCACCAAACUGUAUAGUGCUGCAAAGAAACAAAAACACAAUUACCUUUCAAUAUAAUUGGAUAACCUAAUGUUUUUAGAAGAAAAGAGUUUAAAAAAAUGUUGUUGCUUAGUUUUCUGUUUGCCAUUGACCUUUUUUUUCUUCUUUUUAUACAGUUAUGAACCAGUUGCAUCAGAAUCUUUUUGGUGGAACUGGUUCAACACCUAAUCACAGCGGCCCCUCAUUACAAAGAACAUUGUACGAUUAUUUCCUGCAAAUACUCACUGUUGCAUACAGCUUUAUUCACUGUUAAUAAUGCCCUUUUUUUAAUAAAAUGCUGUAACAUGGUU